Molecule: messenger RNA, 1317 nt
Organism: Vanrija pseudolonga
Lineage: Eukaryota; Fungi; Basidiomycota; Tremellomycetes; Trichosporonales; Trichosporonaceae
Gene: tiprl
Product: TIP41-like protein
Exons: 4
Coding region: 24-1142 (372 amino acids)
Biological process (GO): TOR signaling
Cellular component (GO): cytosol
Source: RefSeq, a predicted model, not a curated record
GACGACGACCACCACCAGCACAAAUGUCAACAACACAAGCGCCCGCCGCGCUGCCCACGAAGGCGGCCGCCGCGCCGCCGUACACCCUGCGCGAGGAGCGCAGCGGCACGCGGCUGCGUAUCGGCGAGUGGGAGAUUGCGAGCUGCAAGCGGCCGAUCCUGAACGGGCGGGAGAUCGAGGCUGCCGAGACGACGCUCGCGGGCCUCCCACUGCCCGAAAUGACGUUUGGCAACAACGCGCUCACGCUCUCGCACGCCUCGGGCGCCACGCUGCACUUUGACGCGCUGGCGAGCUUGCAGGCCGUCGCGGUCGGCGAGGGGUGGGAGGAGCGCGUGGGCGGGGCGGUGCUCGUGUCCAUGGCGGACAAGUGGAGCGGGCACCGCGAAGCCGCGAGCGCGUCGACGGCCCUCUCGGACGUGCCGCUGUCCACGAAACCCGUGCGGCCGCACGACUGGACCUUCUCGACAUGUUAUCCCGGCCACACGUCGGGGCCUAGCGUGGGUGCUUGUCGCGGAACAGAGAGCUCAUGCGUGCCGCAGACGUUUGCCGACUCGGAAACCCACGACAUCCCCAUGCAGCUCCUCGCGCGCCAGGACCCGGUGCUGGACCGGAUCUUGUUCUACGACGACGUCGUGCUCUUCGAGGACGAGCUGCACGACAAUGGCGAGUCGACGAGCCACGUGCGCAUCGUGAGUGCCAAGGUUGCUGCAGCUACACUGCUCGCGCUAACGCGCUCGCCUCUCCAGCGCGUCAUGCCCCACUCGUUCUUCAUCCUAGCCCGCGUGUUCGUCCGCGUCGACCACGUCCUCUUCCGCAUCUUCGACGUGCGCGUGUACCACGCCUUUGGGAGCCGCGAGGUGAUCCGGCAAACGAGCGGCCUGGAGGCAGACUACGAGGACGUGAAGCGGUACCUCGAGAAACCAGACGACCUGUCCCCGCUCACCGACGCAAACUUUGUUUACCAGGCCCUCGGGAAGCUUGCUGCGCGCGCUGGGCGCCCCACGUCGCCGCCCAAGAUCACGGGCAAGCCCUGGCCCGGCGUCGGGGGCAAAGUCGAGGUGCUCCUCCUGCCUGAGGGCGGCGCCGAGUCCUCCGAGGCCGCUAGGGCCGAGCUGGAGAAGCUCAACCUGGGGUGGAAGUAGGCCAGUCGGCCGUUCGCCCUGCGACAGUGCUGCGCGUGUUUUCGAGCCGAUGCGCACAGUGCCGGUGCAGGCGAGGCAGCAGUAGCCUAUCCAUAUGCUCGCACCCACCGCAGCCACCUCGCUUUGCUCGGUGACCGCCCGGUGGCCACCAUACCAUUCACAGAUGCAUAGCUAC